Molecule: messenger RNA, 2520 nt
Organism: Betta splendens (Siamese fighting fish)
Lineage: Eukaryota; Metazoa; Chordata; Actinopteri; Anabantiformes; Osphronemidae
Product: phospholipid phosphatase 1-like
Exons: 6
Coding region: 424-1275 (283 amino acids)
Biological process (GO): phospholipid dephosphorylation; phospholipid metabolic process; signal transduction
Molecular function (GO): phosphatidate phosphatase activity
Source: RefSeq, a predicted model, not a curated record
CUACAAAUGUGCUCACUGUCCGUGAAGGCAGCGCCGAUGACACGGGGAGAGGAGCGCCCGUGUCCGAUCUCAGCUGAGCUCUUUAUUAUUAUGAGCUGAAGAAAUCCCGCUGUGCUAUGAUGGUUUGUGCGCAGUGGAACGGGUGAGCGGCCCUUGACGUGUGUGGUGGUGUUAGACUAGAUUCAGCCCGUAGUUGAGUGUUUUCUUCGGACUAGAGCGUGGUUUAAUCCCCGUAGCUCCCGGCUCGGUCCUCGGAGUUGCUGCUUGGACAAUGACACUGGUGUGUUUCUAAUUUUGUGCUGGAAUAGCGAGACAUGUGCGCCAGAAAGGCUGCGUCUCGUCUCGCCUAAAAGCGGCCGGCGCGGCCCGGAGCGACUCUUUUUUACUCAGACUGAGACCGGAGGAGGAAAAGGAAGACGCACCAUGUUCGAGUCCUCGGGAGUCCCCCUCAUCCUGCUGGACAUUACCUGUCUCACCCUCGUGGGACUCCCGUUCUUCAUCCUCACGCCGCGGCACAGCCCGUUCAAGCGGGGCUUCUUCUGCGACGACGAGUCCAUCCGCUACCCCCUCAAGGAGGACACCAUCUCCUACCAGCUGCUGGGGGGGGUCAUGAUCCCCUUCACGCUCAUCGUGAUCGCCUGCGGCGAGUUCCUGUCCGUUUACCUGUGCCGCGUCAAGCACCAGUCGCUGGGGACCAGGUACGCGGCGUGCGUGUACAAGGCCGUGGGCAGCUACGCGUUCGGCGCCGCCGCCAGCCAGUCCCUCACGGACAUAGCCAAGUACUCCAUCGGGCGCCUGCGGCCGCACUUCCUGGCCGUGUGCCGGCCGGCCUGGGAGCGCGUCAACUGCAAAGCCGGGGGGUACGUGGAGAACUUCACCUGCAACGGAGACAAGUUCCUGGUGGACGAGGCCAGACUGUCCUUCUACUCUGGUCACUCCUCCUUCUCCAUGUACUGCAUGCUCUUCCUUGUACUCUACAUCCAGGCCCGGCUGAGGGCGCGGUGGUCCAGGCUGCUCCGGCCCACCAUCCAGUUCUUCCUGAUCGCCACCGCCGUGUACGUGGGCCUGUCCCGCGUGUCCGACUACAAGCACCACUGGAGCGACGUGCUCGCCGGCCUGCUGCAGGGAGCCGCCGUGGCCGUUUUCACCGUUUCCUGCGUGUCCAACUGGUUCACGCAGCCAGUGGACCCAGUGGUGUCCCAGCAGGAGGAGGCGUCGCCCACCAGUUUACAGGAAAACCCCUCCAACGCCAACCACUACGGCACCACGGACUGAACCCGGCGCCGGGGGCGGGUCCGCGUCAGGAAGCGCCACUCGCCUGCAGGCUUGAGCCGCUGCCUGUGGUGUGAACUGUAACCUGCAGGAAUGCACCGCAGGCAGCGAGUACGCGCACUUUACUGAGCGACGAAGGCGAAGAGUUGCUGCCUUGUUUUGUCUUCAUCCCAACGCCGUUAAUCAUGGAAUGACAGAGACGACCCAGCAGCCUUUGAAACCUUCUCCUGUCUGCUUUUCUUUCUCGUUUUUUACGCUUGUCGCACUGUGGCUAGUAGCGUACGUUGGUCAGAUGCUGCCGCCGUGAAUGAAUGAAAUUCCUUCUCCGCCUGAAUAGAAUGGGCUCCUGUGUGCGCGCUGCAGGCAGCCUGGUAGAGAGCCUGGCACCUGUGAAGCAGAAAACCUGGGCUGUCGCUCCACACCAGAUCCAGAGUCAGCUCACAGACUGUACGUUGUGCUGACCUCGCUGCAGCCUGUGCGCUGCUACCGGCUUAAAUACAAUGAAUCAAAAUGUCGUGAGGGGGAAUUAUUACUGUUAAAAAGGACUGGUGUUGCAUGUGAAUGCUGCAUGGCUGCGUUUCAGAACAACGGGGGGGGGGUUUAGUGCCGGAGGGCGUGAAGGACGCAUGAGCUCUGAAAGAAAAGCGUUCGCUCUGUGUCUACGCAGACGCGGGGGCCAUUGAAGCCCCUCCUGACGCCUCUGGACCUGUUUGUUAUCAGGAACGCUGCGUUUAAGCACACGCAGCGCUUUGAUAAGCAGUUCACCACAGCUCUGGGGUCAGAGGUCAGCUCGUCUUCGGUUGCGCUCUGUUGUCUUGGAUAAAGCUCUGCUGUUCCCAGGCUCAGUCCCUUUCUGCGCUUGGAUUCUCAUGCCAUAACUGUGUAAUGUAAAAACCUGCUGUUGUCUCUCUGUUGACCCUGUUGAGCAAGUGCAGAACGUAGGUGUUGCCUAACUCAGGUCACUCUAUCUGCUCAUUUUGCAACACGCCUUCUGAAUCUACAGCUAAGUGCUCAGUUUAAUCAUAUUAUAUGCGGAUGGAAAAGUCAUUGGGGAAAAACUAUGCAUUUACCACUAAUAUAUGAAACCUGUCAUUACAGAAAUGAGUAGCUGAAAAUUAGGAGGGACUUUACCAUUAUGGGACUAGAUAUCAUGGAUUUUCUGCUGUUUCUCAUGAAAAUAUACAGUAUCAUCAUUCCUAUUCUUUUUCUUGUGAAAAUUCAACAGACAAUACACGAAGUCUAAAAUCA